UCAUGUCAUCAUCAUCAUUAUUGUACAACUUAUACUAAGCGUGAUUGGCAUUUCAUAGUCUAACCAAAGGAAAUGGAAAAUUCCUCUCGUUUAUCCUCUGAACCGAAGAAAAAGUCAACCUUUGGACCUACAGGAUUAAUCAUCUAAUAUCUAGUUUAAAACAUCCUGUCCUGAUUAUUGUUACACAAAUUGGGUGUUUUUUUACUUUGGUGCACAGUAGAUAUAUAAGUAGUGUUCUGUCCUUUUUGUCGGAAUAACGAGGCACUGAACAGUCCGCUUACAUGAAACAAAGACGGUGAACUCACGGAAACAGUAUAUUCGAAAUGAGUGCAUUUUUCAAAGCCCCCAGAACGGUACUGGCAGUUAGCCGGCAUUAUCGUUACGUCGAUGCAGCUGUGCGGAACCGAUUUGUCAGCUAUCGAACGAAAAGGUCGGGAUUGUACCAGCUUAGUUAUAGUGCUCUUCCUGCAAGCAGCAGGAAUAUAACUGUAUUGAGUGUUUCACCAACCAAUACAACGUUACUAGAUGCAUUAGGUUAUAGCUUUAAUAAUGAAGGUGGUUUUCGAUGUAUUUCAACAAGUGUGGUGCACUUCGAUCAGCCCUCGUCCAAGGUGGAGGCUACAGUACAAACAAUCAAACAAUCUAAAAAAGAACAGGAGCAAACUAAUGAGGCUACUGUCGCUGCGUCCACUGUGGCGAGUUCUGGUAGCGAAACAGUGAGUGCUGCUGCUACUUCGUCGAGCCAAAACCAGGUUGUUCCUACGGCACCGGCGAAGAAAACGCUCAAACAGCGGAUAUGGGCUGAAAUGGUACAUUACUACCAUGGCUUUCGGUUAUUAUUCAUCGAUAUCAACAUUAGCCGGAAACUGCUCUGGCGGGUACUUAAUGGAAAAACUUUAACACGUCGCGAGCAUCGACUGCUGGUGCAAACAACGUCCGAUCUGUUUCGAUUACUCCCGUUUUCGGUGUUUAUAAUAGUGCCCUUCAUGGAAUUGUUACUUCCGCUUGCAAUCAAACUGUUUCCCGGAAUGCUCCCGUCGACAUUUCAGACAGCGACUGAACGAGAGGAUAAAAUCAAACAAAACCUGAAAGUGAAACUAGAAAUGGCCAAAUUUUUGCAGAAAACUUUGGAUGAUAUGGCUGUAACAAACAAGGAGCAUCGCUCACAGGCCGCAAAGGAUUUCAGCGAAUUUUUCGCCAAAGUUCGUGCCAGUGACAACUUCACCGUUACCAACGAGGACAUCAUUAAGUACUCCAAAUUGUUCGAGGAUGAGAUAACCUUAGAUUCUUUGUCUCGACCGCAGCUGCAGGCUCUUUGUCGUGUGCUGGAAAUGUCUCCGAUUGGCACCUCGAAUCUGCUUCGGUUUCAACUCCGACUGAAGUUGAGGAGUUUGGCUGCUGAUGAUAGAACAAUUCAAAAAGAAGGAAUCGAAUCGUUAAACUUAUCGGAGCUUCAAUCAGCCUGCCGUGCGCGUGGUAUGCGUGCCUAUGGUGCAACCGAAGAACGGCUUCAAUCACAGUUACGUGAAUGGAUCAAUUUGAGCCUUAACGAAAAAGUACCACCCUCGUUGCUUCUGCUUUCACGAGCUUUGAUGUUACCGGAGAAUGUAACGACUAGCGACAAACUGAAGGCGACUAUCUCCUCUCUCCCUGACUCUGUGGCAACCGUUACAAAGGCUGCAAUUGGUGAGCGUGAAGGCAAGAUCGACAAUAAAACCAAAAUCGAAGUCAUUAAGGAAGAGGAACGCAAAAUCAAAGAAGAAAGGGAAGAAGAAAAAGAGAAACAGAAGGAAAUUGCUGAAACAUUGGUGGACAAAGCACCGAUUAUCACCGAAGAGACGGUCAUACAUCUGGAUGAACCAAUAGUUCGUGCGAAAGUCGUUGCGGAACCACCACCAGCUACCGAGGAAAUCUCCAGCAAAGAUCUGGAAGCUAUUGGAGAUGCAUUGGGAACGUUGAGUAAGGACAAGAAAACGUUGUUGGUUGAGAAGGAAGAAAUUAAGGACUUGAAGGAAGAAAUCGCUGAUUACCAAGAAGAUGUUCAGGAGCUUCAAGAGGUCAUCACUGCUGCUCCAGGAGAAGUUAAGGUGAAAGAAUCACGGGCUGCCAAAAUGUUGUACAAGAAGGUUAACUCAAUGAUCAGUAAAAUGGACACGGUGUUAGCUGAUCUGGAGAAGAAAGAGCAGGAGUUAAAGGAGAAAGUUAGCGCCGCCGAGGAACAGAAAACCGAAAGCGAUCCGGCAGCACUGGCCAACGAGGAACUCGUUAGAAUCGAUGAAUUAAUGUCGGCAAUCAAAAAGAUUCAGCAAGUCCCAGACGACUCGCGGUUAGACCAGAUAUCCAAAAUUCUAGGAAAAAUCGACGAUGAUCACGACGGCCACAUCAAGGUGGAAGACGUCCUGAAGGUUAUUGAAACAAUCGGCAAGGAAAACGUUCAGUUGAAAACGAAACAGCUCGAUGAGUUGAUCGAUUUGUUAGACAAAGAAGAAGUCCUAGAAGCGGAGGAUAAAAUCGAGAAAGCUCUCACCAAAAGUCUUGAGGCCAAAGAGAAGCAAAAGGAGCAGAAGAGUAAGGAGAAUGAAAAGCUUCUGGAGGUGCAAGAUAAAGCGACGGACCUGUCGUUGGCUGACUCCGCUACCGUUAAUGUGGAUGAAUUGAAGAAGGGAUCAAAAGAUACGAAGCUGGCCGAACCAAUACUUGAUAGCAAUAUCAUGCAGAAAGCUGCCGAGAGGAAAAAAGAGCAAAUGAUGGCAAAUACUAGCCCGCCGGGUGACGCAGACUCGAACACGUCAGUAAAUGCAGUAAAUAUUCCACCAACAAUUGUUCCACCACCAUCCCCAGCAUCAAAUUCGGCGCAAAAUAAACGAGUGUGACACCGUCAUCAAAGAAAUAAAGAUAAUAAUCCAACACAGCCCUAAAAACCCUGAACAAGUUACUGAAAUAGUGAAACGUAGAUGAGAUGUAUACACGCAUGCUCUCCAUGUUGCCUAUAAAUACAUCGUACUAUAUUUUACUGAUAAAAAUAGUUCCAGUUAUAGCAAGGAGGGCUUGUUAGUACUGUAACCAGCAUCCAAAUAUGUGAUUGUACAGCUAUUUAUGUUUGCGAACAACCCUAAGAAAUACAUGUGAGGCGCAGAUAACCCGUUAGGAGUAGUUACAAUAAUUACUUACUUUAUAACUUUCAUUACAGCUUGCGAUAGUUGCAGGUAUCACUUGUAGCAUGUCUUUGAAAGGUUGACAAUAUCUUUACCUUUUAAAAAAAGAAAAUAAAGCUUAGAGCCGAGAUUUGAAA
Molecule: messenger RNA, 3292 nt
Organism: Wyeomyia smithii (pitcher-plant mosquito)
Lineage: Eukaryota; Metazoa; Arthropoda; Insecta; Diptera; Culicidae
Gene: Letm1
Product: mitochondrial proton/calcium exchanger protein
Exons: 6
Coding region: 324-2873 (849 amino acids)
Biological process (GO): intracellular monoatomic cation homeostasis
Cellular component (GO): mitochondrial inner membrane
Molecular function (GO): calcium ion binding; ribosome binding
Source: RefSeq, a predicted model, not a curated record